Messenger RNA from Phragmites australis (common reed), 1251 nucleotides. RefSeq names its product bidirectional sugar transporter SWEET1b. Gene Ontology annotation, biological process: carbohydrate transport. NCBI's taxonomy places the organism in Eukaryota, Viridiplantae, Streptophyta, Magnoliopsida, Poales, Poaceae. The transcript has 6 exons. The record is from RefSeq and is a predicted model, not a curated record. Gene Ontology annotation, molecular function: sugar transmembrane transporter activity. The coding region runs from base 209 to 982 and encodes 257 amino acids. Gene Ontology annotation, cellular component: membrane.
UAUAUACAUGCAAUCCUCUUUGUAUUCAUCCAUCCAUCCACACAAACACUCACAUCGCAUUGUCAUUUAGUUGUUGAGCCAUUCAACACUUGCAUCUGUUUCUGAAGAGCAAGUUUUGGAGCCUAUACUUCACCUUGUUCUGGUUUUGUUCUAGUAGUUCAGAGGGAGAACGUUUCAUCAGUGCAAGAGGUUGAGACAGGGUGAAGAGAUGGAGGAUGUGGUGAAGUUCAUCUUUGGAAUUUUUGGAAAUGUCAUUGCUCUCUUUCUCUUCCUAUCCCCUGUGCCUACGUUCUGGAGGAUCAUCAGGAGGAAAUCAACAGAGGACUUCUCAGGAGUUCCAUACAGCAUGACUCUCCUCAACUGCCUCCUGUCAGCCUGGUACGGCCUCCCGUUCGUGUCCCCGAACAACAUCCUGGUGUCGACGAUCAACGGCGCGGGCGCGGCGAUCGAGAUCGUGUACGUGGUGAUCUUCCUCGUCUUCGCGUCGAGCCAGCGGACGCGGCUGCGGAUGCUGGGCCUCGCGUCGGCGGUGGCGGCGGUGUUCGCGGUGGUGGCGCUGGUGUCCAUGGUGGCGCUGCACGGGCAGGGGCGGAAGCUCUUGUGCGGCCUCGGCGCCACCAUCUGCUCCAUCUGCAUGUACGCAUCGCCGCUCUCCAUCAUGAGGCUGGUGGUGAAGACGAAGAGCGUGGAGUACAUGCCGUUCCUGCUGUCGCUGGCGGUGUUCCUGUGCGGCACCUCGUGGUUCGUCUACGGCCUGCUCGGCCGCGACCCCUUCGUCGCGAUCCCCAACGGGUGCGGGAGCUUCCUGGGCGCCGUGCAGCUCGUGCUGUACGCCAUCUACCGGAACAGCGGCAAGGCCGGCGGCAGCGCGGGGCGGGACGGCAAGCCGCAGGGCGACGCCGACGUGGAGAUGCCCGACGCGAGGAGCAGCAAGAAGGUCGCCGCCGACGACGGAGUCAGCAAGGAGGACCACCAGGUCUAGCCGGAUCGAUCGAACGAUCGAUGGAAUAAUUGCAUACCGUAUAUAUCUGAUUACGUAGAUUAGCACGUGUGUUCGAUGUCGUUUCAAUCUCUCUCUUUAUCUCGUUUCGUUUGUGAGUGUCAUGUGUUUUCCCCUUGCAAGUCAACGUUCCCUCCUGUGUCGUGAUUGAGAAUGGACUGCAAUGUGGACGAGAGUGCCUGUAAUACUACUGUCCUUUACUCGUGAUCUUUACAUGGUUACGAAUCAAAGUUAUCAACGUCUUGCAGCUA